Arxiozyma heterogenica is the source of this 2856-nucleotide messenger RNA. It is a transcript of the gene NNF2, whose product is annotated as Nnf2p. The coding region runs from base 1 to 2856 and encodes 951 amino acids. The record is from RefSeq and is a predicted model, not a curated record. The transcript has a single exon. Lineage: Eukaryota; Fungi; Ascomycota; Saccharomycetes; Saccharomycetales; Saccharomycetaceae.
AUGAAUACCGAUAGUAUUAAAAAUAAAUCGUCAGGUCAUCAACCUAUUUCUUUGAUAAGACAGCAUAGGUUUGAAGAUACAUUUGCCUUAUUUAUUGUAUUUUUAAGUUUUAAUCAUUUCACAUCACUAUGUAUGUUAAUGAUAUUUAUUGUGACUACCAGAACCCGUCGUGUGAUAGCGAAUAGUUUUAUCACCUUAUGUUUAUUUAAGCGUCCAUCUCCAUCUAUUGAUGACAUUACCCAUCGAGAUUCAUAUCCUAAUCAACAGGAAGCGUCAUUUGCCUCUCCAAAGUAUCUAAAUCUAUCUAAAUCACAUCCUCAUCACAGCCAUCAUCAUUCCCAAGUACAAGGUAAGAAAAUAGCUCGUGUUCCUACAGCCAAUACAGUUAAUGGUAAUAAUUUUAGCUCUAACCUAAAUAGUGCUUAUCAACUUAAUCAUCAAAAUAGCAUCCCUAAUAUGAGAUUAAAACAACAAGAUCGAAAACAUUAUCGUUCACAUCAUUCUAAGCUCUCUCCAAUGUCUGUGUUAAUUGAAAUAUUAGUCGCUACACUAGCAAGAAUGUAUGCUGGAAAUUAUUUUAUCAUUCCAAUUGAAAAUUUGGCAGUGUCUAUAAUUGCCUCAUCCUUAAUUAAUGACCCCAAUGAAUGUCUAUCAUUUGCCACUUCAUGUUCUGUGUUAUAUGCUAUAUCCGUAAAUAUAUUGAAAAGAUUUUAUAUACUAUUAGCAUUAUCAAAGACAAAUUCAAUAUCAGGUUUUAUAUUUUUUUAUUUGAAUAGUAAUAGCAACAUUCAUAUUAAUUAUAUUAAAAAGUUUAUUGAAGUUGUGACAAGGCAAUUUGAUUAUUUACCAAACUGGGAGUUUCUAAAUAUUAAAUAUAUUAGAAUCAUCCGUUAUUAUUUAUCGUUUUAUAUUGUUGUGAAUCAAUUUUCUAGAAAAGCAUUCAUUAUCCAUACAUCACAUGAUUUUCCUUCUCUAGCUAUGCACCUAGACGUAAACAAAGGAAUUUUAAAAAAUAAUCAGAACAUGGCAAAUUUUGGCGUAGAUUCUUCACCAAAUCUAAACGUUCAAAACUCUGUAGAUUCUGUAUCCAUCUAUCAACAAUCACAUUCCUCAAAUCAAAUGUCUUCAAACAAUAACAAUAAUAGCAAUAUACAAUCUACGCAUUCACUUAAUUCGAAAGGAUUGUCACCUUAUUUUAGUAAAAUAGUUAAAAGUAUUAAAUCAUUUGAGCCUGCUGUAACUACUCGAUCAGAUAAUGAACUGCAGUCCCCUAAUACUACUAUAUUGGCAUCAGCUGGAUCAAAUAUGAAAAGAUCAAUGGAUAAUGUUGACAAUAUUCAGAAUUUUACUAAUCAAUUAUAUGAGUUAAAUGUCGAUUUGGAUUCUCCUGUUAAUGUUAUUAAUAAUUUGAAAGAUGAUAUUAAUAUUACUACAAAUUUGGAAAAUUUUAUUCACUAUUUAUUUAAAAAAAAUGCACAAUACAUUAUUUCCCCACUAUGGGCGAUAUUUGUUACAUGGAGAACAACAAACUUUGAAAAGAAAAUCUUAAGAGAUACAAACUUUGUGACAAAUGAUAAAGAUAAUAGUAAUAGUCAGCUUAGAUCAAUAAAAAAUGAAGGCUCUGCUACCCAUGAUAGUGUUGAUAUUAAUAGUAGGAAUUCUAUCAAUAAAAAAUCUUCAGACCCAAUUAAUAAGAGUGUUUUCAAUAUUAGUGAUUCAAACUCAAUGGCAUUGAUUGCACAGAAUAAAUUCGAUGAUUAUGAUCAAUUAAAUUUGAUUAAGUUCAACAAUAAUAUAUUUAAUAAUAAAGAAAAUGAAUAUAAGGUUUGUAUUAUCGAUAUUGGUACACAUAGUUUAACGUUUCAUAUUGAAAAUUUAACUGAUGGAGAGUUGAUUGUAUUAGUCAAUGGUAUAAUAUGGUCAGAAGUAUCAUGUGCUUUAAUUUUGGAACAUUCUGGUGAAGAAUAUGUCGUCGUUAGUGGUUUAGUGCCAUCUUGCUCAUAUGAUAUUCAAUUUGUUAAUAGAUUAAGACACAAGGAUGAUUACUUGAUAUGUGAUUUGAUUGUUAGGACCAUGAGUCUAAAGGCAAAUAAAUAUGAAGUAGCAAAUAGUCUAGGGUCUUCUUCAAACCAAUUUGAAAAAUUAGAUUUUAGUUUUCCAUCAUAUUAUCAUAGAAAAUUUUUAUCCCCGUUAUUAACUCUUAAGCAUUCUAUCUUGACCACUAAUGCCAAUCUAACUGAAGAAAAAACUAAGUUAAAAAAGACAAAGAAAGAAGUAAACAAAAAAUUGGCAUCAUUAAGACAGGAAAUUGAUUAUCUAAAGUCGAAGAUAAAACAAAAUGAAACCAAUGAUGAAAAAAAUGCAUUUAAGAUUGAAAAUUUGAAAACUACUAUUCAACAAAAUGAAUCAACAUUAAAGUCUUUAGAAGAUCAAAUCAAGAUAUUAGAUAACGAAGAAAUAAAUCUUGAAGAAAUUUAUAUUAAGAAAAAGGAUGCACACUUGAAAAAAGAAUUAGAAUUUAGCAAAGUAGAAGAAGAGUAUAAGAAAGAGAAUAUUAUGUUAAUUAAUAAGGAAAACAAGUUAAAGAACGAUUAUAAGCAGUUAUUAUCCAAAAAGGAAAAAUUAGAUUUAAAGCAUGAUCAAUUACAGAAGGAGGUAACACAAAAUAAUGAACUUUAUGAGAAAUACAAAAUUGAAUUUGUAAGUAAAAAAGAAAAGGAAAGAGUCAAGAGAACUGAAAAUAGAUUCCGUGAAACUAGUAACCUUGAGUUGUCUGUUAAAGCUUUAGAACAGGAUAUAAACAGGUUGGAAAAUGAGAAUUCAACUUUAAGUAAUAUUGUUAAAUAUUAUAAAUAA